CAGAGGGGCUCGUACUCUCUGGCCCCGGGGCGGGCUCCCAGGAGAGUCCCCCGCGGCAGCAAAGUUUGGAGCCGCUGGCGCCGCGCCGCGCCGGUCCCUCCCCGCGCAGUUCCCUCGGCGGGGUCCGUGCCGCCGUCGCUGCCGGGGCAGGACAAAGGCUCAUUAACACGUGAUGGGACCGCGCCUCAUAAAUGGGACUGGAUCGCGAGGGAGCCAGAGACAGCGCGCGAGCGGAGGGAGAGGCAGGGACCGCGCGAGCUGGGGAGGCGCCGCGCACCCGGACCGGCGGAGACGGGCGGCCCCACGCCGCGCCAGGCUGGGCGAGCGGGAGGACCCGUGCAGCGCCCGGGGAAGGGGCAAGGCUCGCGGGCGGAGGGGGCUCCAGUCCCGAUCCUUGUCACUUGCGGGCGCUGCAGGCUGGGGACACCAGCGCGCGGGUAGCGCGGACCGACUGACUUACUGACCGACGGACUGAGGCACGUCCCGCUCCACCCCACCCCUUGGCAUCCCAGCGCCGGCGCCGCCUCCCUCCCGCUACUCCCGCGGCCACCCCAUCCUUCUGCACUUCUUUUCCGCCUCCGCCUCCUCUAGGCUCCCGCGGCGCCAGUGCCGCCCCCUGGCCCGGGCGGGGCGCCUCCGCUCCCUGCAGAGCCCUCCGUGGGGGGACGUUCCGUUCUAGCGGAGAAGCAGUCCCUGCGCUGGGCGAGAGGUGCCCAGGGAGCUGCCCAUCCGAGGACCAGGGGAUGCGAAGGGAUUCCCUGCUGCCAGCCUCUUUCUCAGUCCUUUGGAGUUUGGCCUAAUAGAAGACAGAGGGUAUGAAGUCGAUCCUAGAUGGCCUUGCAGACACCACCUUCCGCACCAUCACCACGGACCUCCUCUACGUGGGAUCGAAUGACAUUCAGUACGAAGAUAUCAAAGGCGACAUGGCAUCCAAAUUAGGGUACUUCCCGCAGAAAUUCCCUUUAACUUCCUUCAGGGGCAGUCCCUUCCAAGAAAAGAUGACUGCGGGAGAUAGCCCUCAGUUGGUCCCAGCGGACCAGGUGAACAUUACCGAAUUUUACAACAAGUCUCUUUCGUCCUACAAGGAGAAUGACAACAUUCAGUGCGGGGAGAACUUCAUGGACAUGGAGUGCUUCAUGAUCCUGAACCCCAGCCAGCAGCUGGCCAUCGCCGUGCUGUCCCUCACGCUGGGCACCUUCACGGUUCUGGAAAACCUGCUGGUGCUCUGCGUCAUCCUGCACUCCCGCAGCCUCCGCUGCAGGCCUUCCUACCACUUCAUCGGCAGCCUGGCGGUGGCAGACCUUCUGGGGAGUGUCAUCUUCGUCUACAGCUUCGUUGAUUUCCACGUGUUCCACCGCAAAGAUAGCCCCAACGUCUUUCUGUUCAAACUGGGCGGCGUCACAGCCUCCUUCACGGCCUCGGUUGGCAGCCUGUUCCUCACAGCCAUCGACAGAUACAUAUCUAUUCAUAGGCCCCUGGCCUAUAAGAGAAUCGUCACCAGGCCCAAGGCUGUGGUGGCCUUCUGCCUGAUGUGGACCAUCGCGAUUGUGAUCGCUGUGCUGCCUCUCCUGGGCUGGAACUGCAAGAAACUGCAAUCGGUUUGCUCAGACAUUUUCCCACUCAUCGAUGAAACCUAUCUGAUGUUCUGGAUCGGGGUGACCAGUGUGCUGCUGCUAUUUAUCGUGUACGCAUACAUGUACAUUCUCUGGAAGGCUCACAGCCACGCGGUCCGCAUGAUUCAGCGCGGCACCCAGAAGAGCAUCAUCAUUCACACGUCGGAGGACGGCAAGGUGCAGGUGACUCGGCCGGACCAAACCCGCAUGGACAUCAGGCUGGCCAAGACCCUGGUCCUGAUCCUUGUGGUUUUGAUCAUCUGCUGGGGCCCUCUGCUUGCCAUCAUGGUGUAUGAUCUCUUUGGGAAGAUGAACAAGCUGGUGAAGACGGUGUUCGCCUUCUGCAGUAUGCUCUGCCUGCUGAAUUCCACCGUGAACCCCAUCAUCUAUGCUCUGAGGAGCAAGGACCUGAGACACGCGUUCCGGAGUAUGUUCCCCUCGUGUGAAGGCACCGCGCAGCCCCUUGAUAACAGCAUGGGUGACUCGGACUGCCUGCACAAACACGCAAACAACACAGCCAGUGCUCACAGGGCCACGGAGAGCUGCAUCAAGAGCACUGUCAAGAUCGCCAAGGUGACCAUGUCUGUGUCUACAGACACGUCUGCCGAGGCUGUGUGAGCCUGAUGCCUCAUGGGCAACACAGGAAAAGAAAUUAUUUUUUUUUAAGCUAAAAAUCUAGAAGAGUCUGUCGUCUCAUCAGUUAUAUUUUUUAAGUUUAUCGUGCUCACUGAAAAGGUGAUUGUUACCAUGAUCAGUUGUCUGUUCGCUGAUGUUUUGAUAGUGUAGAUUCUCAAACUCAGUUCUCCAGGGAUUUACAGUGAAGAAAGCCUGUUGCUUAAGUGACUGGAAGGUCCUUCAAAGUGUCAGUGAAACAGGAGGGAAGCCUUUUGCUACACAAUUUGCAGUCUAAGUACCACUGGAACAACGCCAUGAAAUGAGUAAUGCCUUUGUAACCACCACUUUCAUUAUAAUGUGAAAUGUAUUUGUCCAUCAGUAUCAGAGCUGUCCAUUUUUACAAGUUAUAGUACUAAAGUAGAGCUAUUUUGUAAAAUGUAUUGUGUCCUGUGAAAUGUGUACCGGUGUUUACUAUGUGUUGUUUAUAUUUGUCUAGUUCAGCAAAACUGAAAAGUAGAAUUUUAUGAAAACAGUGGAAUAUAAGCAGUGGGUAUAUGCCAACGAGACCACUUUUUUUAAAGAGUAUUGCCCAUGAUAUAACUUUAGAAACCUUAAUAUUUUUCAAAUAUCUCUAUUUAAAUUUGACAUUGGAAAUAAUGAUAAAGGUUGUUGUUGUUUUCUGUUAAUACAACAAGAAGAAUUGGAAGACUCUCCAAAGUAUUGAGCAGAAUUCAGUGACACUUAAAAAUUUAUUAGCUCUGCAUUUUCAUACAAGGACAUUUAUGAUCUUCUGGACUAAAGCUAUUCUCUUGGGUGAUGGAUUACAAUUAUAACAGGGGGGAAAGGUAUAUUGACUUUUUUGGCUGACGUCUCUGACUUUCUUUAGUCUUUAGCUAUUACUGGACCUCUUAAGACAGCAUGUGUCAAUCUUAAUGUAUAUUGUUAUCACUGUGCAAUUGCUGUUUACUUGAAGAGUAUUGUAUCCUUGUGUUCCAGGUUUAAGUAGAUUUUAUGCCUGGAUGGCCAAACAACAGUCUUCAUUUUUUUUUCUUAAUUGAAAAGAAGUAUUUAUUGUCUGGAUCAGUAAAAUUGUACUGUGUGUGAGUGUGAA
This is a messenger RNA of Myotis myotis, 3339 nucleotides long. It is a transcript of the gene CNR1, whose product is annotated as cannabinoid receptor 1. Gene Ontology annotation, biological process: G protein-coupled receptor signaling pathway. The record is from RefSeq and is a predicted model, not a curated record. The coding region runs from base 816 to 2231 and encodes 471 amino acids. The transcript has 2 exons. NCBI's taxonomy places the organism in Eukaryota, Metazoa, Chordata, Mammalia, Chiroptera, Vespertilionidae. Gene Ontology annotation, molecular function: cannabinoid receptor activity. Gene Ontology annotation, cellular component: membrane.